AUGCAUCUCCAUAAUCGAGCCACCACCCACGACCUCGACUACUUGCUUAACGCGCGCACCUUCGGCCGACGUUUCCAGGCCGUCAAAGAAGAAUUACGGCGUCUCAUCAGUAGAGUUGCCAGAACCCUCAACUAUGAGGACGAAUGGGCCAAUGAUGAGGUUUCGACCUUCUUGAAUUAUCUCAGUGAUCCGCAGAUCCUGUUUGACGAUUCGAAGCGGCAGGGCAUCAUUGUUUACCAGAACGACUGCCUGGUCAUCUACGCAGUAAAGUGGGAAUGGGUGCUCUCACGAAAGCUGAAACGCAUACAAAGACCGCAUCGCGAACCCAAGCCUCAAGACUGGCUGGAUUGCAUCUCAAUCGCCAGUCUCCUCUUCAGAAGAAAUGGCCACAAGCUGAGUCCUAUCAUCCUCAAACGUUAUGACAACGCUCAACGAGAGAUACCUGUUUUGCCGGAAACGGUGGCUGAAUUGAAGAGCCGUGUGCAAAGGCUAACGAAUCUGGAAACCUUUCCUGGGACAGUCUGGGUGUACACUCGUCGUGGCUUCCACUAUCAAUGGACCACAGGAGAGCUGAUCCCGCAUAAUCUGUGGCCCUUGGUAAGAGGAAUAAAGAAUGUGUAUGUCGGCGACCAACGAAGAUGGAGGAUGUACGACUUUGGAAAGAGUCCUGUUGUGAUGGGAGCUCAAGUUGGUCGCUCACCCCUGAAUGCGAUGAAAGCAUCGCUGUGA
This is a messenger RNA of Aureobasidium uvarum, 729 nucleotides long. NCBI's taxonomy places the organism in Eukaryota, Fungi, Ascomycota, Dothideomycetes, Dothideales, Saccotheciaceae. The record is from the annotation of a GenBank genome assembly.